AUGUCUCAAGAAUCUAGCAAGAAGAUGUCUUCCGGUCCUAAGCCCGUAACCAAUGUGCAUGGUGUUCGCUUUUUGGGGCUCAAACCAAAUACCCCCAAAUCAACUAGGGUUACUCGCUCCAGUGUCUCUGAAAUUUCAGAGGACGUUCUUGAAGAUGUUGUCCCGCUUCAACACAUUGAACCUGAAGGUAGUCACAAGAAGAAGCGAUCCAAGAGUACACCCAAGAAGAAAAAGGGUUCUGUUGCUAAGAGUUCUCUGGAAGUGCCUACCGUUACAAUCGAGGACCCUGAGAAUCAAGGUGAGAAUGUUGAUGAUGUUAUUGCAACUGUACUGAAUGAUGUUCUUGAAACUCCCCUGAACCCAUGUGAAGUUGAUAAUAUUGGGCCUGAUGUUCCGACAACUGAGAAGGAAGUUGAUAAUGUUCCCAUCAGCAAUCUGAAUGCUGAUGAUGGUGGUGAUGUUGAGAUUGAUGGUGGUCAGCCUACUCAGGAGGAAAUUAAUCCUGAUCCUAUCUCUGCGACUCCUGCAAGUCCUGAUGUAACUCCACCCCCAUCCUUUGAAUUGUUUGAUGGUAAUUAUGUGUCUCCCUCUCCCACUGGGAAUACUGAGGAACCUGCUGUCGAGGAAGAGGUUCAUGAAUUGGUUGAUGUUGAAGGCACAAAGUCCGAUGACUAUGUGUUGGCUAAGGUGUUGUUUGAGAAAAAGAAAAAGCAAAGACACUCCUCCACUCCCUCCUCUAAAUCCAAAUCUAGCAAGACUCCCAAGUUUCAUAGGAGUGCACAGGCCCAUGUCUCUACCAAGAAGAAGAAAAACAAGGAGAAGAAGAAGGCUGCAGUUGAAGAUAUGACUCCUCAGAAGAAGAGUGUCAAGAGAAAAAGAAGAGAUGCUGAUGAGUCUGAUGUCGAGCCUGAUGUCUCAGACAUUGACAUGACUGCCAAAAAGAGAAUGUCUGGAAGGAGAGUUCCAGUGAAUGUUCCAGAGGCUCCUCUGGAUAAUAUAUCUUUCCACUUUGUGGAAAGUGCUUCAAGAUGGAAGUAUGUCUUCCAGAGAAGCGUUGCUCUUGAAAGAGAGCUUGUUCCUGAAGCUCUUGGAUGUCAAGUAGUGCUGGACUUGAUUGCUACUGCUGGUCUCAUGAAGACUGUUUCAGGAUUUAGUCGCUGCUUUGACAAGCUUGUGAAGAAGUUUGUGAUGAAUAUCACCCCAGAGUGCAAUAUGGCUGGUAGUGCAGAGUACAGGAAGGUGUAUGCUAGAGGUAAACCUGUUAAUUUUUCUCCUAUUUUGAUUAACUUUAUUCUGGGUAAGAGCCAAGUGGCUCAUGAUAUUGGAGACAUUUUUUUGAAUGUAAUCACCAAGGAGAUCACUGCUGGGCAAGUCAAAUCUUGGCCCAAGAAGGGUAUGUUGUCUACUGGAAACUUGAGUGUCAAUUAUGCUUUGCUCAACCGCAUAGGAGCUGCUAAUUGGUUUCCAACCAAUCAUUCUUCUCACAUUUCUACUGGACUUGCCAAGUUGGUUUACUUGAUUGGCACUAAGUCUCCAUUUGACUUUGGAGCUUUUGUAUUUAAGCAAACAAUGAAGCAUGCAGAUACCUUGGCUGUGAAGUUGCCCAUUGCUUUUCCUUCUCUGAUUUCUGAGAUCAUUCUUAGCCAGCAUCCAGAGAUUGCGGCCUGA
Lotus japonicus is the source of this 1668-nucleotide messenger RNA. RefSeq lists its product as uncharacterized. The record is from RefSeq and is a predicted model, not a curated record. Bases 1 to 1668 code for a protein of 555 amino acids. NCBI's taxonomy places the organism in Eukaryota, Viridiplantae, Streptophyta, Magnoliopsida, Fabales, Fabaceae. The transcript has a single exon.